Nicotiana tabacum (common tobacco) is the source of this 4468-nucleotide messenger RNA. Lineage: Eukaryota; Viridiplantae; Streptophyta; Magnoliopsida; Solanales; Solanaceae. The record is from RefSeq and is a predicted model, not a curated record.
GUGGUUGUCAUAAUUUUUGGUAUAGUAGUUGUGACUCAUUCACACUAUAUACAUUUGGCUUCCGCAACAUGAUAGACAUUGUUGUUUGAGGGCCAUACCGUGUGGUACAAAUAUUUGGUACGUUUGACCAGCUCACUAGAUGAUUUUCCUAUGGUAAACAGUCUUUGAUGGAUAGUAUCUUUAUAUUCCAAAUAUUAAUAUAGUCCAUCAGAUGUAAGGGGUGACAUGUUGCACUUGCCGAGAAUAGACAAUAUUAACUUUCUCAAAUUUACUACUCUCAAGUAAGUUUGUCUGGUAUGUUUUCCUUUUAUAAGAAGCUUGAAUUCAGUGCUAUAGUAACAUCUUCUAUAUCAGUAAGGCAACCAGAUUGACACAAAACCUUAACAAUUUAACUCACAACAUUGCCCUUUUCUCUUCAUCAACAGCUUGGUAAUAAAAUUCUGGAUUUGAUCGUCAAACAAUGUAUCAACUUUUGUGAUCUAUGACAUAUAUUGCUGUCCCACAACUAUUAGCAGCUUCAAUUUUAUCUCCAUUAGUCACUAGCAAUCAAUAUGCUUAUGUGAGUUGGGUCCUUCUGUAUGUACAAUAAAUGCUAAAUUAUAGUUACUUUACAUUGAAUUGCCAUCUCUAGCAUUCAAUUAUCAAACAAUGCCAUUUCUUGCUAAUUGUGCUCAUCACCUUGUUCUACCGCUAUAAUAUAGCCUUUGUUUUGUCAUAGUGACUCGUAGCAUGGUACUAUUUUCAUUAUCAUCACGUUUCAACCGAAUUUGGUCACCUAGUUUCUGUAAUCCAAAUUUUAUUUGCUUGGUUGCUGUUGCCAGGAUCAAUUAUUUCCCGGAGAAUUCCUUAUGUAAAUUAUACAUUUCUAGGAUGGCCCUCCAUAAGAUACACUGUUUUAUAUCAAAAAUUGUCUUAUAUCACGCUUUUUUCUUUCUCUAUUUAUUUUUGGGGACAAUUGCACUUGUGAAUAGGUGCAAAGGGAAGUGAGAAGAAGAGAGUCUUUAGCAAGAGUUAAAUGCUUCACCACGUAGCUGCAAAUUGGACUUGCAAAUAAGCUAGCUUAUCUUAAAGGUUGUUCAUUGUCUUAUAUCAUCUAUUGACCCUAUAGAUGAGCUUCUCUUGAUUCUCCAUAUAUAUUACAGGCAUUUACCAAACCUCAUUAGUUUUUUGGAAAUCUUCCAACUUCAUUGGCUUAAUGUGAAGCUAAAUUGUCUUAAAGACGUUUUUGAUCUUUUUCAAGCUUUUGUUCUUCCGAUAUGUUACUCCUUGAUGAUAACUGUCCUCUGGCUUUCUAGUUAACCACUUCAGAAUUAUGUGAGAGAGCAAGACUGCCAAGCAUCUCUGACUUAACAUCUUUAUAACUGGAAAAGAGUGAAUGGAUAGUCUUCUUUAAGAUGUUGACAGUUUAAAAGUUCUGAGUUUCGUGCACUUUCAGCAUACUCUUUAAUACCAAAUUGACCUCUCGGGCUCAAGUACAUUUGUCUGAGUCAACCACCCCCUUCUAUUCUAGAGUAAAGGAAUGUUUGGAGCAGUAAAGGUCAAUGGAAAUGCGGUCCUGCUGCAUAGGUUGAUGAUUUGAGUUGUUGCAAGAAACCUGGUUUGGAGAGCGGAAAUACUACAAAGCAGCAACCGAUGCAUGCAACUGUGGCUACUCCUGCAUCUAUUAUAUGAGUGCAAUUUAAUUGUUCCAAGUCCUAAUUUAGCUUGAGUGCAAUUCAAUAGUCCCAUAUCCUGAUCUAUUUUUACUCAAUGCUUGCCUCAUGUUCAGAUAUUCUGUUGCUUUUUCGCUACUAAGAAUGUUUGCUUAUACCUUGUUCUACUAGUAAUACCUCUGUGCAUGUAUUAGCAGAUGUGGAAUAAUAUUUAGCUAGUGUUUAGGAUGUUUUACUCGAAGAGUCAACCUGGUUAAAAUAGUUUAACAUCAAUGAGUACUGCACUACAGUUAGGUUUUUCUUUUUCUUUCUUUUUGCUGCAAAGAUAAACAUUACUAUAUGAUAGAGUACAUUGUUAGAUGGACAAAUAGAUUGGAGAGCUUUAUUUUGUGCAUUUAGGAAUUUCUUCUCUAACUACAACAGGCCUUCUUCAUUGUUCUGAAAAAUCUCCUUUCCGGUCCAAAAGAAGAUGUAAGGGAGGAUGUUGAUAGCGCAACAUAGAUUGUGUCCAAUGGUAUAACUACAAAAGAGAAGCAAAUCGAAUUGCUUAUGUCAUUUAUUUACAAUGGCAGAAAGAAAACUGAAUGUAACCAAGAAUAUUCUGGGAAAGUAAUAUGGACUUAAUUGGAAUACACUGGUGAAUAUGCAUAUGGUGCAAAAGGAGGAUUCACAGUGGAAGAUAAGUAUGUGAGCUCAAAGACGACGAAAACUUGAUUUUGCUGAUUAUGAUUUAGCUUUGUGUAAAUAAUGCUAUUUUGUUUCCUCGUUCUUCAUUCUAUUCAUAUGGUAAUCUUAUUCCGUGCAACAAAAGAAGCUGAAGGGAGCAAUUUUUGUAGAAACUUGAUAUAAAAAAAAAGGAGCAUUUUGAUAGCACCAAGUUGCUUGUUCAUUGCGAAAACUAGAAGGCAAUAAGAUCUUCAAUUAAGCUGGAUUCAAUCAGCUUCUGAAUUUUUUGUGUUUUCUGUAUGAACUUGCAGGAAACAAUUUGUGGAAAUUGCGGUGAUGUUGGUGUUCAAGAAGCAAUUAUUACCUGCUGUCAGUGUAAAAAUGUUCAUGUCCAUCAGUAUUGUGUGCUGGCCUAUUCUGAAGAUGCACCAAAGGAUUGGUGUUGUGAAGAAUGUGAUAUUGGCAAGAAAAAAGCGUCUUCAUCACCUGGACCCGAAAAUAAGUUAUCUGAGGGAUCCAAGUUACAUGCCACUGCAAAGAUUGGUCACAGCACUGUGCGACCCAAGAAACCAAAAAAGUUUCCCAGUGGGCAUUGUAUUAACUGGGAAAAGGAGGUACAGACUGGGAAAACAAGAUAUCUGUCUGUUGAAGAAGCACUUGGCCUAUCAUCAGGCGUCACGAAAUAUGGAUCUCUGCUGAAAAUUACUGGCUCCUUGGGACCUGUAUCAGCCAAAUCCAUGGCAACUGUGGCUGGGAGGAAUUUUAACAAGCCUAGAGCUCAAAUUCCAAAUUCUUUUCCUGAGAAGAGUACAGUGCAGCGUUCUUUAGGUGCAGCAGGAUGUUUGAAACCUCAGAAUCCUCAAAAUGCCAAAAUCACUGAAAUGACCAAGAAACCAGGUCAAUCAUCUAAAGGUUGUGAUGGUUCUACCAUUCUGGAGUUUAGGAGCCCGGAUGCUGUGAAUGCGAGUCCAAUGAUGAUUCCACCUAAGACACACCCUUGUGAUCCAGCUGGAGUUCCUUCCUGGAAGGGAAGUUUUGUCAUCUUUGGUGAUCUUAAACCUGAGAUGCCCAAAGAUCCGAUCCAGGCUUAUCCUCCUUCAAGAGUUAGACGUAAGGUGUAUGAGUUCUCGAGGCUGUUGCCUGAUACUCUUCAAUUUGAACUAGUUCCACGUGGGCAUAUCUGGUCAAGUUUAUUCCACAAUCGUUAUCCGGGUAAAGAAGACAUAGGACUGUAUUUCUUUGCAAGUGAGAGAGAAAGGUCUGAGAAAUAUAUUGCUCUGGUGGAGUUCAUGCAUGUCAAAGAUUUGGUGAUGAGAGCGUUUGGACAUGAUGUUGAGCUGCUUGUACUUGCAUCCACAACCCUGUGCAAUGAUUCUCGACGAUUCAACAGCGAGCACUUUCUGUGGGGAUUAUUUCACCACGCAAGACAAGAUAAAGUUGGAUGGGCUGAAGGGGGCAGCAACGAAGUGAGUGAUAUGGGGAUAGACAUGAUAGGUGGGGAAGUUAUCUGUACAUCCAAUGAGGUUGACAUGGAGAUAGACAUGAUAGCUGGAGAAAAUGUAGGUAGGGUGGAUAUUUGUGUCUCGAAGAUUACAUCAGGAAAUGGCUUUGAUAGCUCUUUACAAGAAGCCAAUGAGGAUGACAUGGAGAUAGACAUGGUCGCUGGAGAAAAUAUAGGUAGGAUGGACAUUUGUGUCCCGAAGAUUACUUCCAAAAAUGGAUGUGAUAGCUCUUUUAAAGAAACUGUUAGUGCUGCUAUCUGCAAUCGGUCUGAAUCAGUUACUCUUGUUUCAAGAACCUCAAAGGGUGGUAAGGAACUUCCUCGUGUAGAUAUUAAAAGGGAACCAGUUGAUGACUUUCCUCCAGGUUUUGUUCCACUUUUAACUCCUACAAAAUGAGCUGCUUCACCUGGAAGUAAAAUCAUGGUUGCUGCCACCUUCUUGUGAAUAUCAAUUUAGUUUGUAUCAAGUGCAUUAGGUAAUGGACUUGCUACCACGAAAGUUACAAAUAGUGAAAAGCUUAGUUAAGAUGUUUGUGGCUGACGUUUAAGUGUAAAAUUGUUGUAAAUAUUUCUACUGUCACUAACUCUUAUCUGACAAAUCAGUACUUCUCGACUCACUUUCGUUAAUGAGAUCAGCAUAGGAUAUUUA